Molecule: messenger RNA, 1989 nt
Organism: Schistosoma turkestanicum
Lineage: Eukaryota; Metazoa; Platyhelminthes; Trematoda; Strigeidida; Schistosomatidae
Source: the annotation of a GenBank genome assembly
AUGAGUUUGACUUCCAGAAUUGCCGGUGGCGCUAACUCGGGUGUUAAUCACAAUGUUGCGAAUCCAGUGCCAAAAUUAUCGGGAAAUCUUCCUCCAACUCAAGAUCCAGCUCCAGUUGUCAAUCAUUCGAGCUCAACACGAUGCUCCAGUGGCGCCUUGAUGAGUUUAUUAAACAGUGGAUUAUCAGUUCCCCGUCAAAUGAUGGUCCAAGCCCGCGGUGCGCAAGAUAAUCAGCAUAUCCCCAUACAUUUGAGCUUCGUGGGAACCAUUGGACAAGGAACAUUUGGACAGAUUGAGAAAGCUACUCUCACUGUUCCGGCAACCUCUGCCUCAAGUACACCGGGUAAAAAAAAUACCGACGCCAAUAUUCCUGAUGGGGGACAAACUUUACAGGUUGCUGUAAAGCGUGUCUUACAGGAUCCUCGCUACAAAAACCGUGAGUUAAGUAUUAUGCAACGACUCAACAACCAUCCUAAUGUUGUGAAGUUUUACUACUACUAUUACUCGACAGCUUCGUCAAAUAGUCGGGGUCAUAGGAGUGGUGGUGGGCGUACAGGCUCAUCUACUUCCGGUGUAGAUGUAUUCUUGCAUCUUGUACUGGAAUGCUUCCCUGAAAGCUUAUGUGAACUGAUAUACCGCUAUUCUCAAAGGAACCAGAAAAUACCUGCUUGUACAGUGAAGGUUUUGACGUAUCAGAUGCUGAAGUCCCUUGCUUAUUUACAUAGUCAUCAAAUAUGUCAUCGUGAUAUUAAGUCAUCUAAUUUGCUAGUUAAUGAAGAUACUAUGGUUUUAAAAGUGUGCGACUUUGGGAGUGCUAAAGAAAUGGUUCCUGGGACUGCUAAUGUAUCAUAUAUAUCCUCUCGAUAUUAUCGUGCUCCCGAGUUAUUAUUUGGAGCUCAGUAUUACUCUUGUGCGAUCGAUACUUGGAGUGGGGGAUGUGUGCUGGCUGAAAUGCUACGUCAGCAUUGUUUGUUCAUGGGAGCUGAUUCAGUAGACCAAUUGGUUAAGGUUAUCCGUGUUUUAGGCACUCCCACUCCACAAGAUAUUGCCAGUAUGAAUCCAAUGUACGGAUCUUAUAGUUUCCCAGAUGUUCAAUCUUGCCCUGUAAAAUUGUUUUUCCCACAACAUACUCCAGCUGACUUAUUGGCUCUGAUGAGUAAAAUGCUUGUUUACAAUCCAUCAUUAAGAAUUUUACCAUCUCAAGCUCUCUCUGAGCCAUGUUUUGAUGAGCUUCGUUCUGUCGGUCCACAUGGAGUACUUUCGAACCGAGUUCGUAUGCCUCCACAUAUAUUUGAUCCUGAUCCUGAACCUAAUCCUCCCACAUCAACAACAGAUGGAACAAAUCCAUCAGCAUAUAACAAUUGGUUACCAGACCAUCAUAAGCAUAGUUCAUCUAACAAGAAAUCAGGUACUAAUGUGACUGAUUUACAAGGAUCAGAUAAGAAAAACAGUAAACCAUCAUCAAAUUCUCGAGAAAUUCCUACUGAUUGGCAGCGUAAAGGUCGAGCUGUUGGUGGAUCGAACAAUUCAUCAGACAAACCUGGAUCAAUUACUACUACGACAGGUGGCAAUUGCAGUCAUUCUAACUUGGAGUCGAAAUCCAAUGAAUUAGCUAAGAACACUAAUGGAGUAAAUAAUAAUGAUGUAACAAAUAAACACCAACACCACCAACAGCAGCAGCAGCAUCUUCGAACGAAUAAUAAUAAUCAUAAUAAUAGUAACAGUAAUAAUAGUAAUAAUAAUAAUCAUAAAGGUUCAGUCGAUACAACGAAAGUUGGAACAGCGACAACAACAACAACAAUCGACGUGAAUAGUACAAAUCCAAUAGAAAAUCCCAAUUGCAAUAAUAAUGAAAAUAAUAAUAAUAAUAACAAUAAUAGCAAUAGCAUUGCUACAAAUUUACACGCAAAAUCAUUUAUACCUCCUCCUACUGCUACUGCUUCUGCUAUCCCUACUGAACAACGGACAAAUGCAAGUGAAGUACACUAG